Mirounga angustirostris (Northern elephant seal) is the source of this 1541-nucleotide messenger RNA. RefSeq names its product BLOC-1 related complex subunit 5 (gene BORCS5). The record is from RefSeq and is a predicted model, not a curated record. Gene Ontology annotation, biological process: lysosome localization; positive regulation of anterograde synaptic vesicle transport; organelle transport along microtubule. Gene Ontology annotation, cellular component: BORC complex; cytoplasmic side of lysosomal membrane; synaptic vesicle membrane. NCBI's taxonomy places the organism in Eukaryota, Metazoa, Chordata, Mammalia, Carnivora, Phocidae. The transcript has 5 exons. The coding region runs from base 399 to 1046 and encodes 215 amino acids.
CCGCGCGCAGUCGGCGCCGCCAAUCCGCGUCCCGGAAGGAGCGAGCCUGCGGCGCAGGAGCGAGUGAGUGAAAGGGGCGCCGCCCGCCGGCCGCUGGCGCGGCUGAUGCCGGGCGUUCUUCACCUCCUCUCUUUAGGGUCCCAGGAAGAAAGCGGGCGAGCUUCGUGCAGCCGGGCUGCGCUUCCUUGCGCGUCUGUUCCCCAAGUAGGGCCUCCCAUCCCCCGUCGCCCGCGCACCUGCGUGGGCCCGGCGCGCGGUCUCCGCGGGUCGGCCCUGCAGCGGCGCCCACACUCGGUGUAGCAUCCCUGCCCCUGUCCCCGGCCCCUGCCCGGUCGUCCCGCCGCCGGAGCGGUGACCGCCUGGCCCGCCGUUCCUCCGCUGCCACCGCUGCCGGCACCAUGGGCAGCGAGCAGAGCUCCGAGGUCGAGAGCCGACCCAACGAUCUGAACUCCUCAGUGACCCCUUCUCCAGCAAAGCAUAGAGCCAAGAUGGAUGAUAUUGUGGUUGUAGCUCCAGGCUCCCAGCCCUCACGGAACGUCAGCAACGAUCCCGAUGUCAUCAAGUUGCAAGAGAUUCCAACCUUCCAGCCGCUUUUGAAAGGGCUAUUGAGUGGCCAGACUUCCCCAACAAAUACCAAAUUGGAGAAAUUGGAUUCUCAGCAGGUGUUACAGCUCUGCCUUCGAUAUCAGGAUCAUCUUCAUCAGUGCGCAGAGGCCGUUGCCUUUGAUCAGAAUGCUUUGGUUAAACGAAUCAAAGAGGUUACAGAUCUCUUCUCCCGAGCUGCUUUCAGGAUUUCCUGUUUGUCUCUGAGACUGAUGGAUUUGUCUGUAGAAACUCUCUUCAGCUUCAUGCAAGAGCGCCAGAAAAGAUACGCCAAAUACGCGGAGCAGAUCCAGAAAGUCAACGAGAUGUCGGCCAUCCUCCGCCGCAUACAGAUGGGCAUUGACCAGACUGUGCCCCUGAUGGAGCGGCUCAACGGCAUGCUGCCGGAGAGCGAAAGGUUGGAGCCCUUCAGCAUGAAACCAGAGCGAGAGCUCAAGCUCUAGAGCCGCCUCUCCCCUCCGGCCGGGCUGCUGUUCUGUGGGAGCAGAGCCUGGCACCGCCAAUGCCCUGAGGACGUUUGGAACCAAAGUCCCGGGAGGUGACUGGAUCGUGAAGCUGUUUGGAGGCUCUGGGACUCCCGGAAGGGCUGUGAAGCGGCCCGGCUGGCCUGCAAGUCUGAUCCUGCCCCGCCUGUCCCCUUGCCUUGAUGCAUUUUUCCCUUUGCAAAACGAACCAAACUAAUUCUCGGUGCUAACCGAAGUUGGAGCAUUUGAAUUAUUAGGAAUUUAUUACAGAACUGUGUUGGGAAUUCUUUUUAUUUUGUUUAGAUUUUUUUUUUUUUAAUCGAGAGUGUAUAUUGUCAAGUCUAGCUUGCAGAGUGAAACUACAGAGAGAAGGGGAGAAAUGUUUUAAGAAGCUCUGUGUCCUCGAUGCCUUUGUGAAAUUUUACUCAGUAGGCUUUCCACGUUAUGAAUUGUAAACAUAAAGAGCUAAUUUAA